AUGACGUCACACACUAAUAAUCAACGGGUAAUAAAAGUUCUCGACUUCACUGUACCAGUUCAAGAAGAUGGAACAUUUUAUAUAUACGUAAUCUAUCAACACGACAAGGUCGUGCUACAAGAAUACCCAGCGUUCUAUUACGAUGGAACGCCAGGUGGCUUGCCAUUUGGUACAGUGAUUAAAAACGAAGACAACCGAACUAUAGGGUAUGUGAUCGGACAUCACUUAAAUUAUUAUCCUAUAACGACGAUGAAAGACAACUUAUUACAUUGCGGUAGAUAUGGACUGCACAAGCUAGUCGGUCAUGGUGGAAAACUAGAGUAUCGAGAUCAAGAGUAUACAGUGGAAGAAUUUAAGAAAAAGUUUCCCAGAAUAGCAAAACAAGAUGUACAAUGUUUUGUUUAUGCAUAACGUACCUCAAAAUAAAGAUAGAUAAACUCCUUACAGCGUAU
Acanthoscelides obtectus is the source of this 452-nucleotide messenger RNA. The record is from the annotation of a GenBank genome assembly. Lineage: Eukaryota; Metazoa; Arthropoda; Insecta; Coleoptera; Chrysomelidae.